AUGGAAGGUCUUUCAGUGGCGGCAAACGGCUUAGCUGUAGUCUCGAUUGCUGUUCAGCUCACUGAGUCAUUCGUGAAGCUAUAUAAAUUCUGGAAUUCUGUUGAAGAUGCACCACAAGACAUUGCAGCCAUCAAUGAGGAUCUCCGAUACCUCAUUUCAGUAUUCCAACGGAUCCAAUCCACAAAGGGUUCAGUCGGGGAAUGUGUAGCAGAGGGCAUACAGCAUUGCUGGGGCAGACUGCUUGAACUCAACACCAUUGUGGCAGAUUUUGAUGAAGGGUUUCAGUCCUCAUCGCGGAAAAGACGGAAAUGGGCUGCUUUCAAAGUCGCCAGUCAAAGCAAGCAUAUUCAAAAGUUUCGCGACUCACUGAGUGAGACGAAAUUGACUUUGACUCUUGCGCUUGUACAUCAAAGUAUGGUACAAGCUCAGCCAUAUGCUACUACCGUUCCGAUACACACAACCAUGUUGCUUGCCUCUCAGAAUCACCCAGGCCGCGACGGACUCAACAUAGAUCUGCUGUCAGAGCAACCUGCAGACGAUAGAGCAACGAUCAGAUCUCAACAACCCCCACCACCAGUAUAUGUGGAACAGAAUAUCCUACACAGGAAUGCAGUUGGAGAAAACAAAACAGCAAAAACUAUGCUCAUGGAUUUCGAGAAGAACGUUUCGAAACAGGCCAUGGCCACAAUGAAGCUGCAGGAGCUGAUGUUACACGCAGUUGAGCAGAUUGGGAUCUCCAAAUUCGAAUCCAAUUCUCUUGAAAUCUUCGCUCAGGAUGGCUACACGGUGGACUGCAACGGAUUUCCUCGAGCGCGGACAUUCGUCUAUUCAGACAACUUGCAGUAUCGUGUCAGUCACCAUGUGACGGGUUUCCGAACUGCUUUUGGCUGUUUAUGGAAGCGCAAGACCAAACUUCAUCUUCCGGGAAAGGCACAUGAUAGUGUCGAAGAGACGCAAUGUGUCACCUCUUACAUAUUCUACCCCAAUACCUGGAUCCAAUGGUUAGGUAUCCACAACGGGUUGGAAGCGAUUAUGGCUGCUGCUGGCCGAAGCUGGUUGUUCAACUGUAAACUGACAGUGACCCGCGCCGUCCCAGAAGAUUCCCUGAUCUUUGAGCUCUGUCGGACGGGUCAAACUCGAGCUGUAGAGAUACUGCUAAGCAAACGGCUUGGGAGUGUAGUCGACACCAGUCCUAAAGGGUGGAAGCCUUUGCACUUUGCAGCAGCUGGUGGCCAUGUUGAUCUUUGCGCCAUGUUAAUCGAAGCUGGUGCCGAUAAAUCAGCGUUGGUAUACGAAGGACCAACUGAAGCCAUACUUUCUCCCAUCACCCUCUUUGUCGCAUUAGCGCAGGAUAUGCAUGCCGAUGUCAAGAUUUCCAUGUUGCGACUAUUUUCCGACUGUAUCGAGCUGACAGAUCCCAAGAGCGACGGUUGGACAGUGCAUGAGUGGCUUAAGAGAACAUAUGCGCAAGAAAGUGUGCCCAUUUCGCAAAACAGCAUUACGUGGCUAUUUCACUGUGCUCCUACUGAACAGUACGUCCAACUCAACUCGCAGACGAUAUGGUGUGGUUUGCAGCACGCUGUCCGAACAGUACUUUGCCACAUGCGAGAUGGUUGCUUUCUGAACCGGAUUCUGGGACUCUCUGAUUGCGAAUACAAAGCGACAUGUCAAAAGAGAUUAGAUACGAUUAGCAUUUUGCUCGCUUUUCAAGUCUGCGGUCGAGUAUUGCUACCUAUGGCAAUUAGCGCAGGAUCUUUUUGCCAGAUGCCAGGAUUCGAUUGGCUACAUGACGACCUGAGUCAUAGAGAGUAUCUACAGGCACUUCCUAUCAUUUAUGCAGCAUGGUGUAGUACGGUACUUGACACGACUGAGAACCUGGAGGCCUAUGUUCGACUAGAAUUCGAGCGCUACCAGCAGCAAUUAGGGUAUACAAGGGCUCUAUUCCUUGAUGCACUUUCUUACCGGAGUACGAUGAGCGGAAGCGAUAUCACGCAAUUGAAAGGUAGUACUUGUACUUGCUGUGAAGACAACUACAAGUCCCUUCCAGGCGCUCUCGUCUCGCCUGUUCGCAUAGCUGUCGCCGAGUGUGUCAAAACCAACCACCGAUUUGGCUGUGUCUGCGAGAAUGCUGAUAAUCUGCAUGCCGUUUUCAAAGAAACAGAUCCACCCGAGUACACCGGCAUAUGUUGCAUCGACGACAACCACGAAACGGCCGACUCCACAACUGACGAACUCUUCUACGACGCCGAGCCCUACCUCUUCCCAGAUGGCGCUCUUUUAGAUCAGGACAGCGCUCCCGAAAUGUUCGCAGAAGUAGCAUUGCUACUAUACCGCGCUCAUGGCAGGGCCUGGCUGGGCAGCUAUGCCGUUGACGACCUAUUAUGUGCGCCCUGCUUCCUUUUGCGAGAGCAAUACAGAGACAAGAAUGGCUUCUCGACUGAUUUUCCACCGAAACCGCAUCAUCUGGAUGGAAUGAGAAUGACAUCGUGA
Bipolaris maydis ATCC 48331 is the source of this 2490-nucleotide messenger RNA. RefSeq lists its product as uncharacterized. The record is from RefSeq and is a predicted model, not a curated record. Gene Ontology annotation, molecular function: protein binding. Lineage: Eukaryota; Fungi; Ascomycota; Dothideomycetes; Pleosporales; Pleosporaceae.